AUGGCAAAUCAAACAAUAUUUAAUCAUGAAAACGAAGAAAAUUCUCGUGUUCAAGUGUUAUUUUCCGGUGCUGAUGAAGAAGAUCAUUCAAUAUCAUUAACAUCUAAAUGUUCAACUGAUGAUGAACCGAUGGAAAAUCUAAACGAAGUUGAAAACUUUGAUGAUAAAAAACUUAAUUUAUUAUAUGAUAAUUGGUUAGCACUUGAUGCAGAAUUACGUACAUUUGAAGCAAAACAUAAAGACUAUGUUAGAAAAUUAGAUGAAGUAGAAUUACUGAAAACAAAAUAUAAAGAUCAAUUUGAUAAAUACAAGAAACGAAUUACUCAAUUACAAAAAGAUGUUGCUCGAUUACAAAAAUCACAUGCGAAAAAAGAGGGAGAAACAAAGCAAACCACUCCAAAGUCAAACCUGAUAAAUUUGAAGAAUUCUCAAUUUACAACGAAUCUCGUAAAGAAUAAAAAUUCCUUACUUGCAGUUAGAUCAUUAUCUCAUCAAUCUGAACUAUCAUCUGCUAAUUCAUCUCCAACAUUAGAUAGCUUAGGUGAUACAUUAUCAUAUGCUGAACGUUUGAAUCUCGUAUCUGAUCGAUUGGAUAAAAAUACGUUAUAUCUAUCAAGAAUCUCUAAUACAUUACCACGUAAAGAUUCAUAUUUAAAAAUAAUUCUUGGCGGUGUUGAUGUAUCAAUAUUAAAUAAUGCUGAAAAAUGGAUAUACAAAGAAGAAUAUGAAAAAUUUAAAUUUAUUAUUACUUGUAUCUCAUUAGUAUCUUCACUUGGUAUUUGGUCAUUAACAUCACGUUAUCGUACAUUUGAUGCUUUAUUUCAUUUUUUACUUGUUUGGUAUUAUUGUACAUUGACAAUACGUGAAUCAAUUUUAGUUGUCAAUGGAUCACAUAUUCAUCCUUGGUGGAGAACUCAUCAUUUUAUAACAACAGUAGCUACAGGUAUUUUAUUAACAUGGCCUGAAUCUGCUUCCUAUCAUGCGUUUCGUUCACAAUUUUUUAUCUUUUCAUUUUAUCUUAGUUGUGUUCAAGUUCUUCAAUUUUAUUAUCAACGUGGUUGUCUCUAUCGACUUCGAGCUUUAGGUGAAACUCAUGAUAUGGAUAUAACUAUUGAAGGAUUCCAUCGUUGGAUGUUUCGUGGCUUAUCAUUCUUGGUUCCAUUUCUUCUUCUUGGUUAUUUAUUUGAAUUAUAUAAUGGAUAUACAUUAUGGCAAUUAGCACAUGUACCAAGUACUCAUGAAUGGCAAGUAUUUGUAUUAUCAAUAAUAUUUUUUAUAUUAUUUUUGGGGAAUGUUUUAACAACAUUAAGUGUUUUACGUGAAAAAUUCCGUGAAAAAGCUCGACCAAUAUUAUUAAAACAAAAAUAUCAAAGUUUUAAAACAUUCCUAUCAACAAAUUAUCAUAGAUCAAGAUCAUUUAAUCAAUUAUUUUCUCCAAAAGCAAAAAUUCACCAACGAUGA
Rotaria sordida is the source of this 1461-nucleotide messenger RNA. NCBI's taxonomy places the organism in Eukaryota, Metazoa, Rotifera, Eurotatoria, Philodinida, Philodinidae. The record is from the annotation of a GenBank genome assembly.